CGGGAGGGGGAGGGGGCGGGGGCGCGGGAGGUGGGGCCGCCGUCGCCGUCAAGGCCCCUGGGAGCGCGGGGCGCCGCCGCAGCCGCCGCUCGUCGGCCGGCCGCUGUGUCUCCGGGGCCGAGGCGGGAGUCGGGCCGGGGGAGCGCGCCCCGCGCCGCCGUCCGCGGGCAUCAUGCGCCCCGUCCCCGGGUCUCGGCGGGCGCCCGCCGCGGGGACCCCCGGGCCUCCGGGCCGCCGGGCGUGAGGGACCCCGCGCUCCCCGCUUCUCCGCGCCCCGGGGGGACCGGGCUCCUGACGCUCCCCGCCGCGACCGGUCGCCGAUCUCCGUUAUGGCAACGCGGCCGCCGCCGGCCGUCCGGGUGGAGGCGCCCGCAGCCCAGGACGCCCCCGGGGGGACCCCGCGCUGCGCGGGCGGCGGGCUGCGCUUCCUCAACGGCUGCGUGCCGCUGUCGCAUCAGGUGGCCGGGCACAUGUACGGCAAGGACAAAGUGGGUAUUCUGCAGCACCCGGAUGGCACGGUACUCAAACAGUUGCAGCCACCCCCAAGGGGUCCGAGAGAGCUAGACUUCUAUAAUAUGGUCUAUGCUGCUGAUUGUAGCGACGGAGUUCUUUUGGAGCUACGGAAACAUUUGCCAAAGUAUUAUGGCGUGUGGUCACCUCCCACUGCACCUAAUGAUUUAUACCUUAAACUGGAAGAUGUGACCCACAGAUUCCAUAAACCCUGUAUAAUGGAUGUAAAAAUAGGGCGAAAAAGCUACGAUCCUUUUGCCUCAUCUGAGAAGAUCAAGCAACAGGUCAGCAAGUACCCAUUAAUGGAAGAGAUUGGCUUCUUGCUGCUUGGCAUGAGGGUCUACCGUGUUCAUUCUGAUGACUACGAGACGAAAAACCAGCACUACGGAAGAAGCUUAACAAGAGAAACACUGAAGGACGGAGUCGCCAAGUUUUUUCAUGAUGGGUUCUGCUUACGGAAGGAUGCCAUUGCUGCCAGUAUUCAGAAAGUCAAGAGCAUCCUGCAGUGGUUUGAAAGCCAGCAGCAGCUGAAUUUUUAUGCAAGUUCAUUACUGUUUGUUUAUGAAGGUUCAUCUCAACCAACUACUACAAAAUCAAACGACAGAACUUUAGCAGAGAAGUUUCUGGGCAAAGGACAACUGUCAGACACGGAUGUACUGGAAUAUAAUAACAACUUUCAUAUGUUAAGCUCUCCGGCCAAUGGAAAAAUAGAGACUCCGGUAGGCAAAAGCUUGUCCAAGAUGUAUGCCCGUCACAGAAAAAUGUAUUCAAAAAAACAUCACAGCCAGACGUCCUUGAAGGUUGAGAAUACAGAGCAGGACAAUGGGUGGGAAAGCAUGUCACAGGAACAUCUAAACGGAAAUGUCAUUUCCCAGUUGGAAAAAGUUCUCUGUCAUCUUCCAGCUGGUUGCCGAGAGAUUGCAGAAGUCGAAGUGAGGAUGAUCGAUUUCGCUCAUGUGUUCCCGAGCGGCACGACGGACGAGGGAUACGUUUAUGGGCUGAAGCAUCUGAUUGCCGUACUGCAGAGUAUUUUAGACAGCUGACUCCUUGACUGCAGUAUCUGGAACUGCCGGGUAGGGCGAUCAUAGAGUUGAGCGACAGUUAAAACUUCUGAACUUGUAAUGCUAUGUAAAAAGUUUGUAUUGUCCCUAUUUUAUUUGUCUUUAUACUUUUUGGUAGAAGGGUUCACUUUUUUAUAACCUUACUCAGGAAAACUAAUUAUUUGUUCAUUAGAAAACUAUGAAGAAUCCAGAAACCUAGGAAGGCCAAGCAGGGAAUGUGGUGGUACAUUGUUUAACCAUCUAUUUGGCUCAAGUAAAAUGCAAACAGUUACUCAGCCAUGAAGAAUUUAGUUAGCUCUCUAGAGCGGUUACAUUAUCACGAAACUUCUGUCCACUCAGUUUUGACAAUGAGCCCUAACUAAACUCAUUACAUUAUUAAAUAUCCUCUCAGAAACUUUGAAAGCACAGAUUGAUGUCCUUACUUAUCACUAUGUUUGGAAGUGAUUAAAACUGGAGAAGUUCUGCUUCAGAAGUAAGUACUGCUUAGGCUCUACAGCAAACGUUUAGCCCAGCAUAUUAAAAAGGUGCUUCUUAGUGGGAAAUGAUCUGGAAUUACUGCAUUCGAAAAAGAAGAUUUCCCUUUAUUUUUCUCCUGUGUUUGCAUAGUUCAAAACAUCAAACUUCAUGAUAAAGAGAAUUGAAAUAGGUAACAACAACAGCAGCAACAGAAAUCUUAAAAUUAUGGGCACUAAUCAUUCUUGCCUGGGGUUAGGAGAAAAGCUAGCUUUAAGUGUCCCAUUAUUUUUCUUUAUUUUUUUUUUUAAUUCAAGAGAUUUAUAGAGAAAAGUCUUACCGAUACAUACAUCUCUUCUUACUGAAACUUCAGAAAGAUAAUUGAAGUUUUGUCUCAUCUCCUUUAAAACAAUGUUUGAGAUUUCCUUUAAAAUUAUAUUUAUAUAUACUCAUUUACAUAAACAGUAUAACUAAGUUGCUAAAAAAUGCUUCUCAUAAUGCUAGCAAGAGAUGGACAACAUCUAUCUUUGUAUUAUCAGAAGUACUCUGUAGAUUAGAACAUUGUAAAUAGAUUUUGAUGCUUAUCUAAAGCUAUACUUUUACUUCCAAACAGCCUUAUAUUCAAGAGAGAAAUUAUAGUUUAAGUUCAUGGAGGGGGGGGCGGUCUUAUUUUUGGAAAAACUAGUUUCCUAAGUGUUCAACAUCUUCCACCUUUUUUGAAAAUUAUUAUUGAGUAAUGUGGAGUAUGUUCGUUCUUACUGUGUUCUCUUUGACUCAUUAGAAUACUAAUGAAUACUAAACAGUUUUUCUGUGUUUCUGGGGAAUGUUUUAGUAGAGUUAAGUCCUCACAGCAUGCCCCAAUAAAUCAAACUUUCGAAUCCAGGGAAAGUGUUUAUCUUGCCUUUCUAACUCUAGAGAAUUUAGCAAACAGCUUAACACACAGAGAGAUGCUAAAAGCUGUCUACAUUCUGUGCUUACUAAAUCUAUCAAACCUGAACAGCUAAAAUUAAAAUGCCUCUUGCUAUGGCAACAGUUUAUUUAUUUAUUUAUUUUUAGUGAGUUAGUGUAUAUAUUUUCCAUUGAAAAAUUAGACUCUACUAAGUUGGUAGCAGCUGCAAAUUUUUUUAUUUUGGGAUGGAUUUAAAGUGAGAAUUAGUGGUUAUCUUUUAGUUAAUGGUUGUCUUUUACUCUUUGCCUGAAUUACAGAUGUAUGUUGUUGUUGUUAUUUGUAUAGCGGUUCUUUAAUAAAAGUCGAGCUUAGGUAAUGAAACACUAUUUUGGAUCUUAAGAUGAGGUGUUUUUUUUUUUUUGGGGUGUGUGUGGACAUUAUAUUUAAUGAAAGUAUUAUCUGAUUUUUUUUUUUUUUGCACACUUUAGCUCAAUAGAGUAAUCCGUUCCAGAUUUUGUUUACCCAUAUUUGGAAACAUAGUUUUGUAAACUCAGAGUCUUAAAACUUUUUGAUGUACUAGAUCAUACUUUGUUUCAAUAAAACAAGUUCUUUUGUUGUUGUUUUUCAGGGAAGGGAUUAACAUUUAAUUUUGUUUACAUUUUUUUUUAUCACUGUUAUCUAGUCAACCCGUUUCAUGUUGCAUGUGACUAUUGUACUAUUUAGUCCAGCAUCCCUUAUAUUAUGCUGAUAAUUACCACUUUGGAAGUGAGUGAUCACUCCCCAUCAAGCAUACUUAAACAUGUAAAUGUUUACAUAAUAAGUAUGAUCCAAGUCUGGGCUAAAGGAAUUAGCAUAGUGCUCCCCUUCUUCCCAGGAAAACAUAAGUUUCAAUUUAAUGUAUUUCUUAGGAAUGCACAAAUAAAAAAGGAAAU
Molecule: messenger RNA, 3845 nt
Organism: Erinaceus europaeus (western European hedgehog)
Lineage: Eukaryota; Metazoa; Chordata; Mammalia; Eulipotyphla; Erinaceidae
Gene: IPMK
Product: inositol polyphosphate multikinase
Exons: 6
Coding region: 330-1553 (407 amino acids)
Biological process (GO): inositol phosphate biosynthetic process
Cellular component (GO): nucleus; cytoplasm
Molecular function (GO): inositol tetrakisphosphate kinase activity; inositol-1,4,5-trisphosphate 3-kinase activity
Source: RefSeq, a predicted model, not a curated record